Trematomus bernacchii (emerald rockcod) is the source of this 968-nucleotide messenger RNA. Its product is annotated as zinc finger protein 253-like. Bases 58 to 957 code for a protein of 299 amino acids. The transcript has 4 exons. NCBI's taxonomy places the organism in Eukaryota, Metazoa, Chordata, Actinopteri, Perciformes, Nototheniidae. The record is from RefSeq and is a predicted model, not a curated record.
CCUGCGAGACAAGAAGAACACAAAGAAUCUGCGGUUGAUUGCUGUAGUUGGAGCAGCAUGGAGGAGAACAAAGAGACCCCUGGAGCUCAGAAACCGAAAGGAAGAGAGACACGUCACAGCUGUCAGCAAUGUGACAAAUCCUUUACAACAUCUGGAAGUUUAAGGCGCCACCUGCGUAUUCACACGGGAGAAAAACCGUAUAGCUGUGAAGAGUGUGGGAAAACUUUCAAUCAAUCAGGUGCUCUCAAAAUACAUCAACAUAUUCACACUGGAGAAAAACCGUACAGCUGUGAAGAGUGUGGGAAAACUUUCAAUCAAUCAGGUGCUCUAGAAUCACAUCUUCGUGUUCACACUGGAGAAAAACCGUACUGGUGUGAAGAGUGUGGGAAAACGUUCACUACAUCAGGUGCACUCAAAUCACAUCACCGUAUUCACACUGGAGAAAAACCGUACAGCUGUGAAGAGUGUGGGAAAACUUUCAAUCAAUCAAGUGCUCUCAAAUCACAUCUUCGUGUUCACACUGGAGAAAAACCUUACAGCUGUGAAGAGUGUGGGACAACUUUCACUACAUCAGGUGCUCUAGAAUCACAUCUUCGUGUUCACACUGGAGAAAAACCGUACUGGUGUGAAGAGUGUGGGAAAACGUUCACUACAUCAGGUGCACUCAAAUCACAUCACCGUAUUCACACUGGAGAAAAACCGUACUGGUGUGAAGAGUGUGGGAAAACGUUCACUAGAUCAGAUACUCUCAAAUCACAUCUUCGUGUUCACACUGGAGAAAAACCUUACAGCUGUGAAGAGUGUGGGACAACUUUCACUACAUCAGGUGCACUCAAAUCACAUCACCGUAUUCACACUGGAGAAAAACCGUACUGGUGUGAAGAGUGUGGGAAAACGUUCACUAGAUCAGAUACUCUCAAAUCACAUCUUCGUGUUCACACUGGAGAAAAACCAUAGUGGUUUUUAGA